This is a messenger RNA of Aegilops tauschii subsp. strangulata, 912 nucleotides long. Lineage: Eukaryota; Viridiplantae; Streptophyta; Magnoliopsida; Poales; Poaceae. The record is from RefSeq and is a predicted model, not a curated record.
AUGGACCCGGCCGCCGCCCUUCUGGAGGCGACGGAGAGGAACGCGCGGGAGGCGCGGGAGGAGCGGGAGGCCGAGGCAAUGAGCGCGCCGCAGGCGGAGGCCGAGGCCGCGACCAAGGCGCGGGCGGAUGUGGCGGCCAAGGCGCAAGCGGAGGCCGACGCCAACGCUGCGGAGGACCCGACCCGGAACGUGGCCCCGGAUGCCGCCAACUUGCCAGUGGUGGAGGGCCAGACACCGACUGGGACAGCCGGAGCUAGCCAGACGGCCCCGGAACGGGAGUGGACUGACUCCGUCAUCCCGGAGGUGGAGGUGGCUCCGCACGCGCUGGAUGCUGGCGAGCGAGGCAGCAAGCCCGAAGGGCCGGAGUUGUCGCCAUCUAGCGCCGAGUUGGUGGUGAGCCGGGCCGUGACGACCCGCGCUUCCGCGCGCCAGCGUCCAGCGUGGGCGGAUUCUGUGCCGAGGCCGGCAGGUGCCGAGGACGCGAGCUCACACGUGGCCAACACCGAGUCCUCGAGCUCUGCCCCGGCUGGUUGGGCGCCAGGAGCCGGCCCGGGCGUGCUCAAAGUCACGGUGAAGGACGUCCUGGACCAGUUCAACACCCACGCCGCCACUCUCCUGACGGCCAGGAACGAGCUAUUGGCGAUACAGACUUCCGUCCGGGUCGCCACUCAGCUGCGAACACGCGUGGGCGAGCUCAAGACUGAGCUCCAGGCCAAGGAGCAGCAGCGCAGCCAGGCGGCCGUGGAGCGCGCCCGGCUUGCGAAGGAGCCGGCGGACCAGGCAGCCCAGCACAAGGAGGAGGUCCGGCAGCUGAAGGACGGGGAGACGCUCCUCAAGGCCGAGUUCGAGACUGAGCGCUCGGACUGGGACGAGUGGGAGAAGCUGAUGUCGGACAACUACGAGGUGAUCUAG